AUGGGAAAGAACAAGCCUAAUGGAGAAUCAGACAAGAAGUCUGAGAAGAAGAAUCAGAAAAUUGGAGAUUCCGAUUCCAAUAACUCUGAUAAGAAUAAUCAAUGUAAAGAAAUUGUUUUGAAGGUUUACAUGCACUGUGAAGGAUGCUCUUCACAAGUUUCCCAUUGUUUAGAGGGAUAUAAAGGAGUUCAGCAAAUCAAGACAGAGAUUGGAGACAAUAAAGUCGUUGUGUCUGGGGAAUUCGAUGACCCAAUGAAGAUAUUACGAAGAGUGCAAAAGAAAUUCAGUAAAAAUGCUGAGUUAAUUACCCCAAAACCCAACCCUAUUCAAGAUAAGAAGAAGGAGCCACAACAAAAGAAAGAGAGUACUCCGCAGAUAAAAACUGCAACUUUAAAGAUGAACAUGCACUGUGAAGGAUGUGUUGAUGAAAUCAAAAGAGGCAUUGAGAAAAUGAAAGAAAAUACAAAACGCAGGGAGUAA
Messenger RNA from Thlaspi arvense, 480 nucleotides. NCBI's taxonomy places the organism in Eukaryota, Viridiplantae, Streptophyta, Magnoliopsida, Brassicales, Brassicaceae. The record is from the annotation of a GenBank genome assembly.